AAAAGCAGUCAGCCGCCCAUCAGAAUUCAACUUCUCUUUCCCAUCCAUCCUUUAAGCGAAAUCCGACGGUUUAAAUUCGUUAGGUUUUGCAAAAGGAAAGGAAGAAUCUAAUCCGUCUAAAUCCAGUCGGCUGCCCGUCGAUAGCCGUCUCCACUCCGGCGGCCACUCCGUCUCCCGCUUCCUCUGUCGCCGGCGCCCAUCACCGUUGUGUCGCCCCGUUCGUUCUUCCAUCAAGACACUGUCGUCAUUCCGGUCAAGCUGCUGCUUCCUCUGUCGGCGGCGUUCACCACUGCCUUCGCCUUCUCCGCUCCAGCAUUCAGCCGUCGCCGUCCCGCUGUGCCGCCGGUCAAUCUCGUCCAAUUCCUGAAAAAAUGGGAAAAUUAGGUAAAAAGGCGAGGAAGUUUGCAAAGAAGAAUCUUCAAUCUGUGUUGAAAAGAAAGCGGCAGUUGAAAUCCAUGUUCAAAAAGAAGGCUUCUAAAAGAGACGAGAAGGAUGAAGCCGAAAACCUGGAAGAAGAUCAAAUAGGGAAGUCGAGUGGAAGAGACUUGGAAUGCGAAAAUAUAGAGGAUAUUGAGCUUGAUGCGGUAUUUAGUGAUGAGAGUGAUGUGGUUGAAGAUGAUUCGGAGAGUGAUGGAUAUUUAUCUGAGGGCUCAAGCUGUCCAUAUCCAGAUGAAAAUGGAACUGAGAGCGAUCUAGAUGAAGAUAUGGAUGUAGACAACGGUGGUGCUAUUGAGUUAUUGGAGCAGAACAGGGCGAUUUGUAUAGAGCUUACAGAGAAGAAGAAAAAAUUAGAGAGGCUACAGAAAAAGGAUCCUGAAUUUUCUAAGUUUCUGGAAAGCUAUGAGAAUGGCCUUGGGAAAUUAAGGGAUGAUGAGAAUUAUUCUGAUGAGGACAAUACUAGUGAAGAUGGCACAGAGAGUCCUGAGAAAGGCACUGUAAAUUUAAGAAAGGGCAAGUUGUUGACUAGCUCUGCCUUCAAUUUGUUGUGCCAAUUAGUCAGAGAACAUCGUAGUAUAUCUGCACUUACUAGUUUAUUGAAUGAGUAUAGAGCUGCAUGCCAUUAUGGGUCUGAACCAUCUGAUCUUCAUGAUGUCGCCUUGUGCUCUGGACUUCAAGACAGCAAAACAUUUUCCAAGAUUUUAAUCUUCAUGCUUCAGGAGGCUGAUAAUAUUUUUCGAGAAAUGCUUGGAAUAUCAAGUUCUAGUUGCAAAAAGGAGGCCAUUUUAGAGUUGAAGAAUAGUUCAAAGUGGAAAACUAUGAAGCCACUGAUCAAGUCUUAUUUGAGAAGUACACUUUUUCUCCUGAAUCAAGUUACUAACUCUGAGAUACUUGCCUUCUCUUUGGUUCGAGUCAGAGCCUCUGUAAUAUUUUUUGCCACUUUUCAUCCAUUGCUGCGCAGACUAAUCAAGAUUGCAGUUCAUUUAUGGGUAACAGGUGAAGGGACACUUGCAUUGCAUUCUUUCCUGGUCAUUAAAGAUGUGGCUUCUGUGUUUAGCUCAGAUUGUUUCAACUCGUGCUUGAUUAAAACAUACAAGGCCUUCAUCACUCACUGCAAAUUUGUUGAUCCAGUUUCAUCCAAACAUAUACAGUUUCUGCACAAUUCCUUUAUUGAGUUAUGCUCUCUAGAUGUUCAAAACUCAUCUAGAAAGGCAAUGGUUUGUGUUGAACAGCUUUCUAAGAUAUUGCAAACAGGUCUAAAAACUAAGAAGAAGGAGGCUGUCAAAAGGAUAUGCAGUCGGCAAUCUACAAACUGCAUCAAUCUUUGGGUUUCAUUUAUAUCAGCAAACGUGAAAGAUUAUGAUCUUCAGCCAUUGUUAUACAUGAUCAUUCAGAUUAUCAAUGGUGUAGCUGUCUUGUUUCCUGGACCAAGAUAUUUACCUCUAAGAAUUAAAUGCAUUCAGUGGUUGAAUAACCUUUCUAGUGCAAGUGGGGUUUUCAUUCCUGUUGCAUCAUUUGCUAUGGAUAUUUUGGAAUAUAAAACUGGGAAGGACAAUGGGAAACCUGGAAAAGAUUUCAACUUCUCUUCCACUAUAAAGUUGCCAAAACAUUGGCUAAAAUCUCGUAAGUUUCAAGACAAGUGUGUUUCAUCUGUCAUUGAAUUACUUGCAACGCACUUUGCUCAAUGGAGCUGCCACAUAACUUUCCCUGAGCUGGCUACUAUACCCCUCAUCUGCCUUAGGAAGUUUCUUGAGACUACAACCAUCGAGCGUUUCCAGCGUAUGGUGAAGCGAUUUGUUGAUCAGGUGGAGCAGAACAUUGAAUUUAUGCAAAGGAAGAGAGAUGAGGUGGCAUUUUCACCAAAAGAUCAUCAAAUUGUUGAUUCAUUUCUGCAGUUUGAAAAGUCCAAUGCUAAUGCUUCAUUCACACAAUAUUACAAGAGUAUAAUCGAGAAGGCUGCUUCCUCAAAACCAGUUAUGAAUCAGAAGAUAAGUUCCUCGUCUCAAAAGAAGCCAAAAAGAAAAGAAAGACAGCUGCCAAACAACACUGUCCGUUUGAAUGCUAUUGAUGAAGUUGUGGAGGAAAAAAAGAAGUCGACUGAUAAUGGAGCAGGCGGAAAAAUGAGAAAGAAAAGAAAAAACUAAGACAUUGCCUCUGUUUACUAAUAAACGAGAGUAAGAAAGUUUAUGAAUCACUAAUUCCCAGACCGGUUAUUUAAUGAUUUGUAUCUGUAAAGCGAAGGAAAGUUUUGUUAGCAAAAGCUAGGUCUGAACAUCAAGACAAACAGGUUUUGUAUGAGAUAUUUGUUAUGAAAGAAUCUAAUCUUGGAUUA
This is a messenger RNA of Gossypium raimondii (Peruvian cotton), 2770 nucleotides long. Its product is annotated as protein REBELOTE. Gene Ontology annotation, cellular component: Noc1p-Noc2p complex; Noc2p-Noc3p complex; nucleoplasm. Bases 372 to 2582 code for a protein of 736 amino acids. Gene Ontology annotation, biological process: ribosomal large subunit biogenesis. The transcript has 14 exons. Lineage: Eukaryota; Viridiplantae; Streptophyta; Magnoliopsida; Malvales; Malvaceae. The record is from RefSeq and is a predicted model, not a curated record.